CCCAGACAGUAUAAGCCUAAUAGAGAAUGUAGUUUCGGUAAUUUACCUCACUGGCUUUACCUGCACCGUAGGAAUGUGACCCGGUCAGACCGCUCAGCUCUUCAUACAAGUAGAAUGACUUCUGAAUUUUGACAGGCCACCUGUUACGAGAGAGAGAGGACGUUCUCGCUCAGGGAGGUCGGUUGGAAUAUAAAUCAUUUAUCCAUCUACCUCACCUGAAAUACAGACAGCUACAACACAGCACCAAGAUGGAUGAAUGCUGUAUGUCAGCUGAAGACUCGGAGAGACUAAGGAUACACAAGGAGAUUGAGAGACAGCUUCGCAUGGAAAAGAAGGAAUCUCACCGUGAGAAAAAGUUGUUGCUUUUAGGGACUGGUGAGAGUGGAAAGAGCACUUUCAUCAAACAGAUGAGGAUCAUCCAUGGGACGGGCUACUCGGACGCAGACAAGCGAGGCUUCACCAGGCUGGUUUACCAGAACAUCGUCAAUGCUGUUCAGAACAUGAUCCAAGCCAUGAAGACCCUACAGAUUGAUUUUAAAGAUCACCAGAACAUUAGCCAUGCAGACAGACUGAGCAUGGUGAAGGCAGAUCUAGUGACCAUACUGGAGCCAUGGCAGGUGGAUGCCAUCAGGAGACUGUGGAGCGACCAGGGAAUUCAGAAGUGCUACGAGCGCAAGCGAGAGUACCAGCUCUCUGACUCUACCAAAUAUUACCUGAGUGAUCUGGACAGAAUCACUGCCCCCUCAUACCUCCCCACCCUGCAGGACAUCCUGAGGGUCAGGGUCCCCACCACAGGCAUCAUAGAGUACCCCUUUGACCUCAAGACUGUCAUCUUCAGGCUGGUGGAUGUGGGGGGUCAAAGGUCAGAGAGGAGGAAGUGGAUCCACUGUUUUGAGAGGGUCACCUCCAUCAUCUUCCUGGUGGCUCUCAGUGAAUACGACCAGGUCCUCUAUGAGAGUGCCAACGUGAAUCGACUAGAGGAGAGCAAAGCCCUGUUUACAACCAUCAUCACAUACCCCUGGUUCCAGGAAUCCUCCAUCAUCCUCUUCCUAAACAAAACUGAUCUUCUAGAGGAAAAGAUCUACCACUCCAACCUGGCAGACUACUUCCCAGCGUUCAAAGGUCCCCGGAAAGAUGCAGAGUCUGCUAAGAAGUUCAUCCUGAAUAUGUACAAAGAGCAGCACAUGGGGCGUCACAAAUUCCUGUACAACCACUUCACCUGUGCAACGGACACAGAAAACAUCAGAGUUGUCUUCAAAGCAGUCAAAGACACCAUCUUUAGAGAAAACAUGACUAAGUACAACCUGGGUUAGGGGUUUAGUGUGAUUUCAGAUCUGUAUAUGGUGCAAUAGAGUUAAUUCACUUCCGGUUUACAGUUUUGGUACAGACAUUUAAGUAACUGUGGUCUUGAAUUAUACGCUUUCUUACUAUAACAAAGCCAGGGAUCACAGUCAUAGCACCAACAGAAGCACAUCAGAACUGUUUUUAUAUAAUCAUUUCAAAAAGUUAGAAUCGUAACAACUCCUGAACAUCUUCCAUGUUACAAGAUGGAGGGUAUCGGUAGACUAUCCCAUCUGUAUGACAUAACUACUGAUGAGAGAAAUACCCUGAGGAAUGUUGUGGACCCUGCAUCUCUACCUGGGGUUCCUGCCAUGAAGAGGAACUAAAGGGAAAAUAUGCCUACAGAGAGUGCAAGCUCCUUAGUUUACAUUUGUGUUGUAAUGUCAUGUGUGUGUUUCAUAUGUAUGUUUCAUGAUUUACACUUUCCUUAUUUGUAGGUCUUUUUAAAACUUUAAAUUAAUGAUUAACUCUAGUCAUUCAAAGGAUUCUGGAACGGUCACUAGUUUGUUGUAGUUUUUUAAUGUGUGUGUUAGCAAUAAAUCAUUCAAAUCUACCUUUUGGAGAGUUCUGUCAUACUCAUUUCAGACAGGACAUAGAGAUAGAAAUAGAGAAAUAACGCAUGGUUUAAUACAGUAAUAGUUUAUGAUAGCCUAUGUAAUAUAAUACAGUUGAAGUCGGAAGUUUAUAUACACUUAGGUUGGAGUCAUUAAAACUCGUUUUUCAACCACUCCACAAAUUUCUUGUCAACAAACUAUAACUUUGGCAAGUCGGUUAGGACAUCUACUUUGUGCAUGACACAUUUUUGAGACCUCCACAAGUCUUGUUCAUCCUUGGGAGCAAUUUCCAAACGCCUGAAGGUACCACGUUCAUCUGUACAAACAAUAGUACGCAAGUAUAAACACCAUGGGACCACGCAGCCGUCAUACCGCUCAGGAAGUAGACUCGUUCUGUCUCCUACAGAUGAAGGCCCUUUGGUGCGAAAGGUGCAAAUCAAUCCCAGAAUAACAGCAAAGGACCUUGUGAAGAUGCUGGAGGAAACAGGUAAAACGAGUCCUAUAUCAACAUAACCUGAAAUGCCGCUCAGCAAGGAAGAAGCCACUGCUCCAAAACCGCCAUAAAAAAGGCCGACCACGGUUUGCAACUGGACAUGACAAAAAUCGUACUUUUUGGAGAAAUGUCCUUUGGUCUGAUGAAACAAAAAUAGAACUGUUUGUCCCUGAUGACCAUUGUUAUGUUUGGAGGGAAAAUGGGGAGGCUUGCAAGCCGAAGAACACUAUCCCAACCGUGAAGCACGAGGGUGGCAGCAUAAUGUUGUGGGGGUGCUUUGCUGCAGGAGGGACUGGUGCACUUUUCAAAAUAGAUGGCAUCCUCAUCCCACUCAUCAGUGGGUUGGGAGGAAAAUUAUGUGGAUAUAUUGAAGCAACAUCUCCAGACAUCAGUCAGGAAGUUCAUGCUUGGUCGCAAAUGGGUCUUCCAAAUGGACAAUGAAGCAUACUUCCAAAGUUGUGGCAAAAUGGCUUAAGGACAACAAAGUCAAGGUAUUGAAGUGGCCAUUACACCAGCUCUGUCAGGAGGAGUGGGCCAAAAUUCACCCAACUUAUUGCGGGAAGCUUGUGGAAGGCUACCUGAAGCGUUUAGCCCAAGUUAAACAAUUUAAAGGCAAUGCUACCAAAUACUAAUUAUGUGUAUGUAAACCUCUGACCCACUGGGAAUGUGAUGAAAUAAAUAAAAGCUGAGAUAAAUCAUUCUCGCUACUAUUAUUCUGACAUUUCACAAUCUUAAAAUAAAGUGGUGAUCAUAACUGACCUAAGACAGGGAAUUUUUACUAGGAUUAAAUGUCAGGAAUUGUGAAAAACGGAGUUUAAUGUAUUUGGCUAAGGUGUGUGUAAACUUCCGACUUCAACUGUAUAUAAUGGAAGGGUUAUGAUAUUGAAUAUUGCCAGAGUCACCUCAUUAUUUGCUUUGUGAAUAACCCAGAUUGUGUGUUAAUUAAUUACUGUAUACAGUACUCCCAGUUCUUUGUCUGACACUCCCUCUUUUAACCACACAUGCACACACCCACUUGUGUACACACACACACACACACACACACACACACACACACACACACACACACACACACACACACACACACACACACACACACACACACACACACACACACACACACACACACACACAGGUGUGGCGGUGGCAGGAUGUUGUGGCAAUGAACUUUGUGCCAAACAGGUAAAGCUCCUUUCUCACCCUCUUCCCGUUUAACUGGUGAGACUGAGACCAAUAACAGAGGUGAGUGACUAAGUUAAAAAACACACACCCGUCCAAAGAGGAUCUCCACAGGGAAAGGUGUUCCAACUAUGUAGAAGGAAGGUUUAUGGUUUACUAACCAGUGUGAGCGACUAUUUAAUGCACAGAAAAUUAGAUAGUGUUACCGUGUGUUGAUAUUUCAGUGUUACAUUUCCAGUGUUGAUUCAGGUGUUAAAUUAACGUUGUAAGUGUUGGUGUAAAUAACCAGUGUUAAACCAAAGCCACGCCCAUCAUUAUCAUAUGUAUGCUAUAUUGAAGGCAUAUUUUUUUUUAUUGCUGAUUUCAACAACUACGUUUUUGCAUGUACAU
Salvelinus fontinalis (brook trout) is the source of this 3957-nucleotide messenger RNA. Its product is annotated as guanine nucleotide-binding protein subunit alpha-14-like. Gene Ontology annotation, cellular component: heterotrimeric G-protein complex. The record is from RefSeq and is a predicted model, not a curated record. The transcript has 7 exons. Bases 249 to 1313 code for a protein of 354 amino acids. Gene Ontology annotation, biological process: phospholipase C-activating dopamine receptor signaling pathway; adenylate cyclase-modulating G protein-coupled receptor signaling pathway; action potential. Lineage: Eukaryota; Metazoa; Chordata; Actinopteri; Salmoniformes; Salmonidae. Gene Ontology annotation, molecular function: G protein-coupled receptor binding; GTPase activator activity; GTPase activity.